Drechmeria coniospora is the source of this 5745-nucleotide messenger RNA. Its product is annotated as Serine/threonine-protein kinase domain protein. NCBI's taxonomy places the organism in Eukaryota, Fungi, Ascomycota, Sordariomycetes, Hypocreales, Ophiocordycipitaceae. Gene Ontology annotation, cellular component: nucleus; cytoplasm. Gene Ontology annotation, molecular function: protein serine/threonine kinase activity; ATP binding. The record is from RefSeq and is a predicted model, not a curated record. Bases 1 to 5745 code for a protein of 1914 amino acids. Gene Ontology annotation, biological process: phosphorelay signal transduction system; peptidyl-serine phosphorylation. The transcript has a single exon.
AUGGACACGCCGCCCGGGCCUGCCACGUUGCCGGCCGUGUCCUCGCUGAGGGCCCAGCAGUCCAACCCCAUGGAGAGGACCAUCAGUCAGGACAUUCGAGAAGAGCGAGAGGAGCUCCGCGAGGCCGUGGAGCAGACCCAAAACACCAUCGUCGACCUCAACCUGGAUGGGACGAUCAAAUGGGUCAGCCCGUCGUGGACCGAUGUCGUCGGCACGCCCUUUGAGAGCGUCAGCGGGAUCCCAAUAUCGGAUUUGAUCGUCAGCGAAAACAAGACCGCCUUCUCCGACGUGGUCGAGUUGAUGAAGCGAGAUGAUUCUCGGAGCUACCGAAUCAGCUUCGCCAUCCACCUAGGGCCGCUGUCCAUGCUGCAACCGAUCGACUGCGCUUGCAACGCCCCCGACUCGGGACCGCAAAUCGCCAACCUCGAGGCGCAGGGGAUCAUCGUCUACGACAGUGUCUCCAGCGAGGAAAGCCACGUGAGCCCCCAUCCCAACCCCACUACCCCCCUCCGUGCGUCCCUCGACGCAGCCGUGCUGACGACGUACCCAAAGACGAUGUGGAUGAUCCGUCCGUGGGUGCCUCCGCAAGAGGUCAAGAUCGACUUGCCCGGGGUCAUCGUCGACUCCCUCGGCUCGGGUGCCGAGGUCCUCGCCAGCUAUCUCACCCAGCUGGCCGAGUCCGACGGCCGCGACGCGGAACCUCGGGACCCGCCCCCGCCCGUGCUCUGCCGCAUAUGCGAGCGUCAGAUCCCUCCGUGGUGGUUCGAGAAGCACACCGACUUGUGUCUGCAGGAGCAUCGCGCCGAGAUGGAUGUCCAGAUGGCCCAGGAGAACUUGACCGAGCACCGCCACGCCAUCGUCAAGGUGCUCGACGCCUUGGAGGCGCGCAAGAGCCGCUCCACGUCUGGCGAGCAGAGCGCCGGGCCCAUGGCCGAGUACAAGGGCAUGCCCAUCGGACCGCCUCCGUCGACGCAGUCGUCCCCGGGGACUUCCCUGGCCCGUCCGCGGGAUGGGACCGGCGGCUUCGGCCACUCCAGGGGUCGCUCGUUCGCGAUCCGAAGGCCGCAAGCGCGCAUCGUGGAGCUUCUCAUGGACCUCUGCGACACUGCCAUCGAAAUCAGCGGCCCCGCGAUCAAGGAGAGCACGUCGCAGCAGAACGACGGAGAGAUUCGCACGCAGUCCCCGCAGUCCGAGUCGAGAAUAUCGCAGGUCCUGCAGUGGCACUCGCCGAGCUCCAACACCCUCGAGCAAGAGCAGGGCCUCUCCCUGCUCUGCGCCGACACCGAGAGGGCCGCCAGAGCCAAGGUGGAUGCGGUGUUCCGCCAUCGGCGCAUCAUCGAAUACGCGGAACGAAUCCGUAUCGAGCUCGCCAUGCUGGUGCAGGACUGCAUCGAGGAGGCCCUGAGAAAGGCCGCUCGGGUCGCGGCCGGUCAGCUCAGCGACUCGUCCGAGGAGGAGGGCGACGUCGGCCAGGAGGACGUUCGCGAAGAAUACCAGGACGUCACGGACGACGGCGAAGAGGUCGAAGGACCGCGCGGUCGUGCCGAGGACGACUUUGCGAGGCGGUCGACCAACAACCCGUCGGCGCUGGCCACGGCCCUUCGCCAGAUCAACAUCUCGGCGAGCCCCAGCCGAUCCAGGUCCCGCCCGACGUCCUUUCUCGCCUCGACCAGAUCCAGCAGCCCGAGGGAAUGCCCGACGCCGCGCUCGCACGCCGAAGGCGGGUCGGGGGCCCAUUUUCCGCCCCGAGAGGCACGCAGAGGGUCCUCUUUGUUCUACGAGGCGGAGGUGGGCGACAGCGGAGAGAGCCUGCGGUCGUCCUCCGUCGCCUCUCGCGGCGCACAGCGGACGGAAUCUCCCAUCUCGGAAUUCGGCGACCUCAGGCGUGCGGCGAGUGCGAGACGGCACAACCGUCGAAGCCUCGUCAUUCCCGGGGCCACGUCCCCUCGCCGUCAGGAAUCGCCGUCCCGCGCCAUGCAGCCGUCGUCGCCGCUGCGGAUCAAACCAAGGAUGCUCCCCUUCUCGCAGGAGGGGUUGGCGUCCCCCGAGGGCUCGCCCAUGUUCACGAGCAGCGAGUUCAGCUCCCCCGUGUCCCACCCGACCAGGCAUCACCGGAGGCAGUCCUCGGCCGCCAUAUCGGAUCUGAUGGGCCUGCGAGGGCCGCCGUCCCCGCGGCUGGGCAUGUCGCAGCCGCCUCCCCAGCAGCCACGACCGGCGCAGCCGUCGAUCAAGGAUUUCGAAAUCAUCAAGCCCAUCAGCAAGGGGGCCUUUGGCAGCGUCUACCUGUCCAAGAAGAAAUCCACGGGCGAGUACUUCGCCAUCAAGGUUUUGAAAAAGGCCGACAUGGUGGCCAAGAACCAAGUCGGAAACGUCAAGGCGGAGCGGGCCAUCAUGAUGUGGCAGGGGCAGAGCGAGUUCGUCGCCAAGCUCUACUGGACAUUCUCGAGCAAGGACUACCUCUACCUCGUCAUGGAGUACCUGAACGGCGGCGACUGCGCCUCGCUCAUCAAGAUCCUGGGCGGGCUCACGGAGGACUGGGCGAAGAAGUACCUCGGCGAGGUCGUGCUGGGCGUCGAGCACCUGCACGAGCGAGACAUCAUUCACCGCGACCUCAAGCCCGACAACCUGUUGAUCGACCAGAAAGGCCACCUCAAGCUCACCGACUUUGGCCUGUCCCGAAUGGGCCUGGUGGGCCGCCAAAAGCGUGCUCUGAACAGCGACGCGGCGGAUACGACGCCGGACCUGCUGAGGCAAGGCCCGUUCGCCCGUUCCACGUCCAUGGCUUCGUCUCGAUCUGCCUCGCUUGAUCUGCACGGCCACGUGCACUCGCCGAGCACGACGCCGCAGAUGACGCCGGACAUUGGCAGUACGGGCCACCCGUCCUACUUCAGCCUAGCCUGCGUGCCUCCGGAGCCUCGUCGGGUGUCCAGCAGCCAUCGAAGCGACAGCGGUGGGAGCGAGGCCAUGACGCACAUGCUCUCUUCGAUGACGCUGAACGACACCGAUCCUGGCGCUCAGCCUCCCAGGGCGAGGAUGGCCCCGGACGACGACGCGCCGGCCCAGGGGUCGCCCGACAUUCCGGCGAUGAACAUGAACAGGCUCAGCCUCGACACCCACGCGCGCAAUCCGCUACCGGCGUCCAAGAUGAUGCCGCCGCCCAUGGCGCUCUUCGAUCCCCUCGACGCCAAUCGUCGCUUCGUCGGCACGCCCGACUACCUCGCGCCGGAGACCAUCAAGGGAGACAAGCAGGACGAGACGAGCGAUUGGUGGUCGGUGGGUUGCAUCAUGUUCGAGUUCCUGUACGGAAUCCCCCCCUUUCACGCGAGCGAAGCCGAGAAGGUUUUCGAGAACAUCCUGGCGCGCAAUAUUCAAUGGCCCGACGAGUCCGCGUGCGAGCCGGUGUCCGACGAAGCCAAGGAUAUCAUCAACAAGCUCCUCUGCAUUGAUCCCAAGCAGCGGCUCGGUGCCAACCAGGACGAGAAGUUUGCCUCGGGCGGCAUGGAGAUUCGCAGCCAGGCCUGGUUCAAGGACAUCAACUGGGACACCUUGGUCGAGGACGAGGCCCAGUUCGUACCCCAGCCUGAAAACCUGGAAGACACCGAAUACUUCGAUGCGCGAGGCGCCGUCCUCCAAUCUUUCGCCGAGGAGUUGGAGGACCAGCCAUCGCCGCAGUCGUCUGCCGCGGGUUCUGAUUACCCGGAUCGACCGCACGACGCGCUGUCGCGGGUGAGAGCUCAGGCCAACUCCGCCAGUCGCAAGUUGAUGCCCCUUCACAUCCCGCCACACGUGCGAGACCCGAAGCUGAGGAGACUCAGCGAGCCUGUUGCGACGGAUGACUUUGGGGCCUUCACCUUCAAGAACCUGCCGGUUCUGGAGAAGGCGAACAAGGAUGUCAUACAGAAGCUGAGGGCCGACGCCUUGGCCGCGCAGAACAAGCAGCCCUCCGUCAGUCCCGUCACGGCGGGCAGCGCGACGUCUCCCGGCGCGUCCCUCGAUGCCAGCCCUGUGCUGUCCACGCACGUGCACAGGACCAUCUCCAACGCCAAGGCGGGCAACCGGCCGCAGUCUCCGUCGGGUUUUAGCCACUCCAACUCGUCGCCGAGUCGGGCCUCGCAGCCUUCGUCGCCGUUGCUCGUCUCCUUCGUCGCCGGGCAAGGAGCGGAUGGGCGAAGGAAGGCCUCGAGCAACUCGUCCAGCCUGUCGUAUCAGUCGACGACCUUGCAGCCUGCCGCGGCGCUCGAUGUCCUGAAGGCGGUGCCGACCCUCCACAAGGCCGCCACGUCGAUUUCCGUGUCGCCCAUCAAGGGCCGUGGAGCGGCGGCCAUGCCCCUGGCGCUGUCGCCUCAGAAGCUGGCCGCCGCGCCGCAAGUCGGUGGCGCACUGUCGACGGGGCGCUCGAGAUCCUUGACGGUUGGCUCGCAGGAGUCGAACCCGUCGACGUCAGAUGCUUUGCAUCGUCACCGUAGCCGAAGAAGUCAAAUAUUCGACAUGUCUCCGUCCUCGUCCGACAACGAGGGCGACAAGCACAACGCCCUGCUACGGGUGCAGCGACGCCGGCAGAGCUCGAGGCGGCUUUCGCAAAUCGCAUUCGACGACGGUCCUACGUUUAGGCCGCUGGACGUUUUGAUCUGCGAGGACCAUCCCGUUUCGAGGAUGGUGAUGGAAAAGCUGUUGGAAAAGCUGCGGUGCCGCACCAUCUCGGUGGCCAACGGCUCCGAGGCCAUACGCUACUCGAUGAGCGAGAUCAAGUUUGACGCCAUCUUCUUGGAGUACAAGCUGCCGCAAAUCAACGGGGCAGACGUCGCGCGCAUGAUUCGCGAGACGAAGAACACCAACACCCACACGCCGAUGGUGGCCAUCACGGCAUACUUGAAGGAGUUGCAGGGGCCCCAUCACUUUGACUCUCUGAUCGAGAAGCCCAUCAGCUCGUCCAAGCUGACGGAGGUGCUGCGCACCCUUUGCCAGUGGAGACCAGAUUCGCCAUUUCGGGCCUCCUCCGGCCCGCUGCCGCAUCCCAGCAUCCCCAUCGGCCUUCGAAAGGUGCCUCCGCGAGCAGACGACAGCCCUACAUCCGGCAUCUCGGCCUUUGCGGGUCGUCAAGGAUCAGGCGCCGUUUCGAGCCGAGAGGAUUCCAUCGGCUCGAGCGUCUUUGGAGACUCGGAACCCAGCACCAUGGACGGGGUUUCCGUGGCCAUCAGCCGCAAGGGGACCGGCGAAUGGGACGAAACCGGGCUGGGGAUCAACGAAGCGGACAUCUUGACGGGCGCAGGACCGUCGUCCAAGGGGGGCCCAUCCUUCGUAGCGCAGCACUCUUCGCCGGGGCGGAUGGAAGCCCCCCCGCGGCCGGCGGAGAAGGGGAAGCCGCCGAUGGAGGGCGCGGAGAAGCAGGCGACGACGGGAACGGAGGCUGGCGAUGACAAGGGUGACGAGGGCGACGCGACGUCGGAUGUGCCAACCCGUCGGAAUAGCAAGCCCCUGCAUGGCAAAGCGGCGUUGCCAAGCUCCAAGCUAGGGAUUGAGAUGAUGCGAGCCGACAGCCACGACAGCGUGACGAUGAGCUCGGAGACGACAUCGGAGGCCGUGACGCAAGUCGCGACGAGUCCGUUGCAAGAAGCUGCAGCGCCCUUGUCGGAACCAGUCGACGACAACGCAAUGGGCCCGCCUUUCAACGGCGGUACGUUUGAAGUCGGCGCGACGGGGAAGACGGAAGCGUCGGACACUCCGCGUCAGCAUGGCGACACAUGA